Messenger RNA from Bipolaris oryzae ATCC 44560, 507 nucleotides. RefSeq lists its product as uncharacterized. Bases 1 to 507 code for a protein of 168 amino acids. The record is from RefSeq and is a predicted model, not a curated record. The transcript has a single exon. NCBI's taxonomy places the organism in Eukaryota, Fungi, Ascomycota, Dothideomycetes, Pleosporales, Pleosporaceae.
AUGGCAAUGACCUACUUCAAACGCUGGUCCACCCUCCCACCCUCCCCAACCCCCUCUCUCAACGACUCCCUCUCCUCCUCCUCAUCCAGCACCAUUAGCACCCCACCCCGCAGCCCAACACCCUCCUCCACCACGCGUCUCUUCUCCGCCCUAAAAUCCAGCACCACCUUCCCCCUUUCUCUCCGCAAAGCCUCCUCGCAAUGGCACUCCAACGCAUCCAGCACUACCGUGCAUCCUCACAUACCCUAUCUGGACAAUAACGCCAGUUACGCCGGCUCAACCUCAUCCCUAUGCACCACCACUGCGGAUCCCCCAGCCACCGCAGGGAGCGCGAAACAAAAAAGCAACGACAUGAGGGUGCGGGCGUGGCGCAGGGAGACGAGAACGCUGCAGAUGGAGUAUGAGAGUUUGCCGUUGAAGAGGAGGAGGGAGGCGCUGGAGAGGGUUAAUGAGGGGAGGGUUAGGUUGGGAUUGCCGAGGAGGAGUUUGGGGGAGUUGGGGGAGUGA